Closterium sp. Naga37s-1 is the source of this 11982-nucleotide messenger RNA. The record is from the annotation of a GenBank genome assembly. NCBI's taxonomy places the organism in Eukaryota, Viridiplantae, Streptophyta, Zygnematophyceae, Desmidiales, Closteriaceae.
AUGCCGCCCCCUGCUGUGGUGAAGCCGCACCCGCUGUGGACUGGCAAGCAGGUGAGGGAGGAGAUAGAUCCGGUGAGAUUGGAGAUAGAUCAGGUGAAAGUGGAGAUAGAUCAGGUGAGAGUGGAGAUAGAUCAGGUGAGAGUGGAGAUAGAUCAGGUGAGUGAGAAUGCAGGAAGGAGGUUUCGUGCUCUCCCUGAUGCCGGUGCUGCCAUCAAGAUGCCCCCCCCUGCUGUGGUGAAGCCGCAACCGCUGUGGACUGGCAAGCAGGUGAGGGAGGAGAUAGAUCCGGUGAGAUUGGAGAUAGAUCAGGUGAGAUUGGAGAUAGAUCAGGUGAGAUCGGAGAUAGAUCAGGUGAGAGUGGAGAUAGAUCAGGUGAGAGUGGAGAUAGAUCAGGUGAGAGUGGAGAUAGAUCAGGUGAGUGAGAAUGCAGGAAGGAGGUUUCGCGCUCUCCCUGAUGCCGGUGCUGCCAUCAAGAUGCCCCCCCCUGCUGUGGUGAAGCCGCAACCGCUGUGGACUGGCAAGCAGGUGAGGGAGGAGAUAGAUCCGGUGAGAUUGGAGAUAGAUCAGGUGAGAUUGGAGAUAGAUCAGGUGAGAUCGGAGAUAGAUCAGGUGAGAGUGGAGAUAGAUCAGGUGAGAGUGGAGAUAGAUCAGGUGAGAGUGGAGAUAGAUCAGGUGAGUGAGAAUGCAGGAAGGAGGUUUCGCGCUCUCCCUGAUGCCGGUGCUGCCAUCAAGAUGCCCCCCCCUGCUGUGGUGAAGCCGCAACCGCUGUGGACUGGCAAGCAGGUGAGGGAGGAGAUAGAUCCGGUGAGAUUGGAGAUAGAUCAGGUGAGAUUGGAGAUAGAUCAGGUGAGAUCGGAGAUAGAUCAGGUGAGAGUGGAGAUAGAUCAGGUGAGAGUGGAGAUAGAUCAGGUGAGAGUGGAGAUAGAUCAGGUGAGUGAGAAUGCAGGAAGGAGGUUUCGCGCUCUCCCUGAUGCCGGUGCUGCCAUCAAGAUGCCCCCCCCUGCUGUGGUGAAGCCGCAACCGCUGUGGACUGGCAAGCAGGUGAGGGAGGAGAUAGAUCCGGUGAGAUUGGAGAUAGAUCAGGUGAGAUUGGAGAUAGAUCAGGUGAGAUCGGAGAUAGAUCAGGUGAGAGUGGAGAUAGAUCAGGUGAGAGUGGAGAUAGAUCAGGUGAGAGUGGAGAUAGAUCAGGUGAGUGAGAAUGCAGGAAGGAGGUUUCGCGCUCUCCCUGAUGCCGGUGCUGCCAUCAACAUGCCCCCCCCUGCUGUGGUGAAGCCACAACCGCUGUGGACUGGCAAGCAGGUGAGGGAGGAGAUAGAUCCGGUGAGAUUGGAGAUAGAUCAGGUGAGAUUGGAGAUAGAUCAGGUGAGAUCGGAGAUAGAUCAGGUGAGAGUGGAGAUAGAUCAGGUGAGAGUGGAGAUAGAUCAGGUGAGAGUGGAGAUAGAUCAGGUGAGUGAGAAUGCAGGAAGGAGGUUUCGCGCUCUCCCUGAUGCCGGUGCUGCCAUCAAGAUGCCCCCCCCUGCUGUGGUGAAGCCGCAACCGCUGUGGACUGGCAAGCAGGUGAGGGAGGAGAUAGAUCCGGUGAGAUUGGAGAUAGAUCAGGUGAGAUUGGAGAUAGAUCAGGUGAGAUCGGAGAUAGAUCAGGUGAGAGUGGAGAUAGAUCAGGUGAGAGUGGAGAUAGAUCAGGUGAGAGUGGAGAUAGAUCAGGUGAGUGAGAAUGCAGGAAGGAGGUUUCGCGCUCUCCCUGAUGCCGGUGCUGCCAUCAAGAUGCCCCCCCCUGCUGUGGUGAAGCCGCAACCGCUGUGGACUGGCAAGCAGGUGAGGGAGGAGAUAGAUCCGGUGAGAUUGGAGAUAGAUCAGGUGAGAUUGGAGAUAGAUCAGGUGAGAUCGGAGAUAGAUCAGGUGAGAGUGGAGAUAGAUCAGGUGAGAGUGGAGAUAGAUCAGGUGAGAGUGGAGAUAGAUCAGGUGAGUGAGAAUGCAGGAAGGAGGUUUCGCGCUCUCCCUGAUGCCGGUGCUGCCAUCAAGAUGCCCCCCCCUGCUGUGGUGAAGCCGCAACCGCUGUGGACUGGCAAGCAGGUGAGGGAGGAGAUAGAUCCGGUGAGAUUGGAGAUAGAUCAGGUGAGAUUGGAGAUAGAUCAGGUGAGAUCGGAGAUAGAUCAGGUGAGAGUGGAGAUAGAUCAGGUGAGAGUGGAGAUAGAUCAGGUGAGAGUGGAGAUAGAUCAGGUGAGUGAGAAUGCAGGAAGGAGGUUUCGCGCUCUCCCUGAUGCCGGUGCUGCCAUCAACAUGCCCCCCCCUGCUGUGGUGAAGCCACAACCGCUGUGGACUGGCAAGCAGUUUUCUCUCCGCUAUCUUCUCCUCUUCUCCUCUUCACCGCUAUCUUCUCCUCUUCUCCGCUAUCUUCUCCUCUUCUCCGCUAUCUUCUCCUCUUCUCCGCUAUCUUCUCCUCUUCUCCGCUAUCUUCUCCUCUUCUCCACUAUCUUCUCCUCUUCUCCACUAUCUUCUCCUCUUCUCCGCUAUCUUCUCCUCUUCUCCACUAUCUUCUCCUCUUCUCCACUAUCUUCUCCUCUUCUCCGCUAUCUUCUCCUCUUCUCCACUAUCUUCUCCUCUUCUCCGCUAUCUUCUCCUCUUCUCCGCUAUCUUCUCCUCUUCUCCACUAUCUUCUCCUCUUCUCCGCUAUCUUCUCCUCUUCUCCGCUAUCUUCUCCUCUUCUCCGCUAUCUUCUCCUCUUCUCCGCUAUCUUCUCCUCUUCUCCGCUAUCUUCUCCUCUUCUCCACUAUCUUCUCCUCUUCUCCGCUAUCUUCUCCUCUUCUCCGCUAUCUUCUCCUCUUCUCCGCUAUCUUCUCCUCUUCUCCACUAUCUUCUCCUCUUCUCCGCUAUCUUCUCCUCUUCUCCGCUAUCUUCUCCUCUUCUCCACUAUCUUCUCCUCUUCUCCACUAUCUUCUCCUCUUCUCCGCUAUCUUCUCCUCUUCUCCGCUAUCUUCUCCUCUUCUCCGCUAUCUUCUCCUCUUCUCCACUAUCUUCUCCUCUUCUCCGCUAUCUUCUCCUCUUCUCCGCUAUCUUCUCCUCUUCUCCGCUAUCUUCUCCUCUUCUCCACUAUCUUCUCCUCUUCUCCGCUAUCUUCUCCUCUUCUCCGCUAUCUUCUCCUCUUCUCCGCUAUCUUCUCCUCUUCUCCACUAUCUUCUCCUCUUCUCCGCUAUCUUCUCCUCUUCUCCGCUAUCUUCUCCUCUUCUCCACUAUCUUCUCCUCUUCUCCACUAUCUUCUCCUCUUCUCCGCUAUCUUCUCCUCUUCUCCGCUAUCUUCUCCUCUUCUCCGCUAUCUUCUCCUCUUCUCCACUAUCUUCUCCUCUUCUCCGCUAUCUUCUCCUCUUCUCCGCUAUCUUCUCCUCUUCUCCGCUAUCUUCUCCUCUUCUCCACUAUCUUCUCCUCUUCUCCGCUAUCUUCUCCUCUUCUCCACUAUCUUCUCCUCUUCUCCGCUAUCUUCUCCUCUUCUCCGCUAUCUUCUCCUCUUCUCCGCUAUCUUCUCCUCUUCUCCGCUAUCUUCUCCUCUUCUCCACUAUCUUCUCCUCUUCUCCGCUAUCUUCUCCUCUUCUCCGCUAUCUUCUCCUCUUCUCCGCUAUCUUCUCCUCUUCUCCACUAUCUUCUCCUCUUCUCCGCUAUCUUCUCCUCUUCUCCGCUAUCUUCUCCUCUUCUCCACUAUCUUCUCCUCUUCUCCACUAUCUUCUCCUCUUCUCCGCUAUCUUCUCCUCUUCUCCGCUAUCUUCUCCUCUUCUCCGCUAUCUUCUCCUCUUCUCCACUAUCUUCUCCUCUUCUCCGCUAUCUUCUCCUCUUCUCCGCUAUCUUCUCCUCUUCUCCGCUAUCUUCUCCUCUUCUCCGCUAUCUUCUCCUCUUCUCCACUAUCUUCUCCUCUUCUCCGCUAUCUUCUCCUCUUCUCCGCUAUCUUCUCCUCUUCUCCACUAUCUUCUCCUCUUCUCCACUAUCUUCUCCUCUUCUCCGCUAUCUUCUCCUCUUCUCCGCUAUCUUCUCCUCUUCUCCGCUAUCUUCUCCUCUUCUCCACUAUCUUCUCCUCUUCUCCGCUAUCUUCUCCUCUUCUCCGCUAUCUUCUCCUCUUCUCCGCUAUCUUCUCCUCUUCUCCGCUAUCUUCUCCUCUUCUCCACUAUCUUCUCCUCUUCUCCGCUAUCUUCUCCUCUUCUCCGCUAUCUUCUCCUCUUCUCCGCUAUCUUCUCCUCUUCUCCACUAUCUUCUCCUCUUCUCCGCUAUCUUCUCCUCUUCUCCGCUAUCUUCUCCUCUUCUCCACUAUCUUCUCCUCUUCUCCACUAUCUUCUCCUCUUCUCCGCUAUCUUCUCCUCUUCUCCGCUAUCUUCUCCUCUUCUCCGCUAUCUUCUCCUCUUCUCCACUAUCUUCUCCUCUUCUCCGCUAUCUUCUCCUCUUCUCCGCUAUCUUCUCCUCUUCUCCGCUAUCUUCUCCUCUUCUCCACUAUCUUCUCCUCUUCUCCACUAUCUUCUCCUCUUCUCCGCUAUCUUCUCCUCUUCUCCACUAUCUUCUCCUCUUCUCCGCUAUCUUCUCCUCUUCUCCGCUAUCUUCUCCUCUUCUCCGCUAUCUUCUCCUCUUCUCCGCUAUCUUCUCCUCUUCUCCACUAUCUUCUCCUCUUCUCCGCUAUCUUCUCCUCUUCUCCGCUAUCUUCUCCUCUUCUCCGCUAUCUUCUCCUCUUCUCCACUAUCUUCUCCUCUUCUCCGCUAUCUUCUCCUCUUCUCCGCUAUCUUCUCCUCUUCUCCACUAUCUUCUCCUCUUCUCCACUAUCUUCUCCUCUUCUCCGCUAUCUUCUCCUCUUCUCCGCUAUCUUCUCCUCUUCUCCGCUAUCUUCUCCUCUUCUCCACUAUCUUCUCCUCUUCUCCGCUAUCUUCUCCUCUUCUCCGCUAUCUUCUCCUCUUCUCCGCUAUCUUCUCCUCUUCUCCACUAUCUUCUCCUCUUCUCCGCUAUCUUCUCCUCUUCUCCACUAUCUUCUCCUCUUCUCCGCUAUCUUCUCCUCUUCUCCGCUAUCUUCUCCUCUUCUCCGCUAUCUUCUCCUCUUCUCCGCUAUCUUCUCCUCUUCUCCACUAUCUUCUCCUCUUCUCCGCUAUCUUCUCCUCUUCUCCGCUAUCUUCUCCUCUUCUCCGCUAUCUUCUCCUCUUCUCCACUAUCUUCUCCUCUUCUCCGCUAUCUUCUCCUCUUCUCCGCUAUCUUCUCCUCUUCUCCGCUAUCUUCUCCUCUUCUCCGCUAUCUUCUCCUCUUCUCCACUAUCUUCUCCUCUUCUCCGCUAUCUUCUCCUCUUCUCCGCUAUCUUCUCCUCUUCUCCGCUAUCUUCUCCUCUUCUCCGCUAUCUUCUCCUCUUCUCCGCUAUCUUCUCCUCUUCUCCACUAUCUUCUCCUCUUCUCCGCUAUCUUCUCCUCUUCUCCGCUAUCUUCUCCUCUUCUCCGCUAUCUUCUCCUCUUCUCCGCUAUCUUCUCCUCUUCUCCACUAUCUUCUCCUCUUCUCCGCUAUCUUCUCCUCUUCUCCGCUAUCUUCUCCUCUUCUCCACUAUCUUCUCCUCUUCUCCACUAUCUUCUCCUCUUCUCCGCUAUCUUCUCCUCUUCUCCGCUAUCUUCUCCUCUUCUCCGCUAUCUUCUCCUCUUCUCCACUAUCUUCUCCUCUUCUCCGCUAUCUUCUCCUCUUCUCCGCUAUCUUCUCCUCUUCUCCGCUAUCUUCUCCUCUUCUCCACUAUCUUCUCCUCUUCUCCGCUAUCUUCUCCUCUUCUCCACUAUCUUCUCCUCUUCUCCGCUAUCUUCUCCUCUUCUCCGCUAUCUUCUCCUCUUCUCCGCUAUCUUCUCCUCUUCUCCGCUAUCUUCUCCUCUUCUCCACUAUCUUCUCCUCUUCUCCGCUAUCUUCUCCUCUUCUCCGCUAUCUUCUCCUCUUCUCCGCUAUCUUCUCCUCUUCUCCACUAUCUUCUCCUCUUCUCCGCUAUCUUCUCCUCUUCUCCGCUAUCUUCUCCUCUUCUCCACUAUCUUCUCCUCUUCUCCACUAUCUUCUCCUCUUCUCCGCUAUCUUCUCCUCUUCUCCGCUAUCUUCUCCUCUUCUCCGCUAUCUUCUCCUCUUCUCCACUAUCUUCUCCUCUUCUCCGCUAUCUUCUCCUCUUCUCCGCUAUCUUCUCCUCUUCUCCGCUAUCUUCUCCUCUUCUCCGCUAUCUUCUCCUCUUCUCCACUAUCUUCUCCUCUUCUCCGCUAUCUUCUCCUCUUCUCCGCUAUCUUCUCCUCUUCUCCGCUAUCUUCUCCUCUUCUCCGCUAUCUUCUCCUCUUCUCCACUAUCUUCUCCUCUUCUCCGCUAUCUUCUCCUCUUCUCCGCUAUCUUCUCCUCUUCUCCGCUAUCUUCUCCUCUUCUCCGCUAUCUUCUCCUCUUCUCCACUAUCUUCUCCUCUUCUCCGCUAUCUUCUCCUCUUCUCCACUAUCUUCUCCUCUUCUCCGCUAUCUUCUCCUCUUCUCCACUAUCUUCUCCUCUUCUCCGCUAUCUUCUCCUCUUCUCCGCUAUCUUCUCCUCUUCUCCGCUAUCUUCUCCUCUUCUCCGCUAUCUUCUCCUCUUCUCCACUAUCUUCUCCUCUUCUCCGCUAUCUUCUCCUCUUCUCCGCUAUCUUCUCCUCUUCUCCGCUAUCUUCUCCUCUUCUCCGCUAUCUUCUCCUCUUCUCCACUAUCUUCUCCUCUUCUCCGCUAUCUUCUCCUCUUCUCCGCUAUCUUCUCCUCUUCUCCGCUAUCUUCUCCUCUUCUCCGCUAUCUUCUCCUCUUCUCCACUAUCUUCUCCUCUUCUCCGCUAUCUUCUCCUCUUCUCCGCUAUCUUCUCCUCUUCUCCGCUAUCUUCUCCUCUUCUCCGCUAUCUUCUCCUCUUCUCCACUAUCUUCUCCUCUUCUCCGCUAUCUUCUCCUCUUCUCCGCUAUCUUCUCCUCUUCUCCACUAUCUUCUCCUCUUCUCCACUAUCUUCUCCUCUUCUCCGCUAUCUUCUCCUCUUCUCCGCUAUCUUCUCCUCUUCUCCGCUAUCUUCUCCUCUUCUCCACUAUCUUCUCCUCUUCUCCGCUAUCUUCUCCUCUUCUCCGCUAUCUUCUCCUCUUCUCCGCUAUCUUCUCCUCUUCUCCACUAUCUUCUCCUCUUCUCCGCUAUCUUCUCCUCUUCUCCACUAUCUUCUCCUCUUCUCCGCUAUCUUCUCCUCUUCUCCGCUAUCUUCUCCUCUUCUCCGCUAUCUUCUCCUCUUCUCCGCUAUCUUCUCCUCUUCUCCACUAUCUUCUCCUCUUCUCCGCUAUCUUCUCCUCUUCUCCGCUAUCUUCUCCUCUUCUCCGCUAUCUUCUCCUCUUCUCCACUAUCUUCUCCUCUUCUCCGCUAUCUUCUCCUCUUCUCCGCUAUCUUCUCCUCUUCUCCACUAUCUUCUCCUCUUCUCCACUAUCUUCUCCUCUUCUCCGCUAUCUUCUCCUCUUCUCCGCUAUCUUCUCCUCUUCUCCGCUAUCUUCUCCUCUUCUCCACUAUCUUCUCCUCUUCUCCGCUAUCUUCUCCUCUUCUCCGCUAUCUUCUCCUCUUCUCCGCUAUCUUCUCCUCUUCUCCGCUAUCUUCUCCUCUUCUCCACUAUCUUCUCCUCUUCUCCGCUAUCUUCUCCUCUUCUCCGCUAUCUUCUCCUCUUCUCCGCUAUCUUCUCCUCUUCUCCGCUAUCUUCUCCUCUUCUCCACUAUCUUCUCCUCUUCUCCGCUAUCUUCUCCUCUUCUCCGCUAUCUUCUCCUCUUCUCCGCUAUCUUCUCCUCUUCUCCGCUAUCUUCUCCUCUUCUCCACUAUCUUCUCCUCUUCUCCGCUAUCUUCUCCUCUUCUCCACUAUCUUCUCCUCUUCUCCGCUAUCUUCUCCUCUUCUCCACUAUCUUCUCCUCUUCUCCGCUAUCUUCUCCUCUUCUCCGCUAUCUUCUCCUCUUCUCCGCUAUCUUCUCCUCUUCUCCACUAUCUUCUCCUCUUCUCCGCUAUCUUCUCCUCUUCUCCACUAUCUUCUCCUCUUCUCCGCUAUCUUCUCCUCUUCUCCGCUAUCUUCUCCUCUUCUCCGCUAUCUUCUCCUCUUCUCCGCUAUCUUCUCCUCUUCUCCACUAUCUUCUCCUCUUCUCCGCUAUCUUCUCCUCUUCUCCGCUAUCUUCUCCUCUUCUCCGCUAUCUUCUCCUCUUCUCCACUAUCUUCUCCUCUUCUCCGCUAUCUUCUCCUCUUCUCCGCUAUCUUCUCCUCUUCUCCACUAUCUUCUCCUCUUCUCCACUAUCUUCUCCUCUUCUCCACUAUCUUCUCCUCUUCUCCGCUAUCUUCUCCUCUUCUCCGCUAUCUUCUCCUCUUCUCCGCUAUCUUCUCCUCUUCUCCACUAUCUUCUCCUCUUCUCCGCUAUCUUCUCCUCUUCUCCGCUAUCUUCUCCUCUUCUCCGCUAUCUUCUCCUCUUCUCCGCUAUCUUCUCCUCUUCUCCGCUAUCUUCUCCUCUUCUCCGCUAUCUUCUCCUCUUCUCCGCUAUCUUCUCCUCUUCUCCACUAUCUUCUCCUCUUCUCCGCUAUCUUCUCCUCUUCUCCGCUAUCUUCUCCUCUUCUCCACUAUCUUCUCCUCUUCUCCACUAUCUUCUCCUCUUCUCCGCUAUCUUCUCCUCUUCUCCGCUAUCUUCUCCUCUUCUCCGCUAUCUUCUCCUCUUCUCCACUAUCUUCUCCUCUUCUCCGCUAUCUUCUCCUCUUCUCCGCUAUCUUCUCCUCUUCUCCGCUAUCUUCUCCUCUUCUCCGCUAUCUUCUCCUCUUCUCCACUAUCUUCUCCUCUUCUCCACUAUCUUCUCCUCUUCUCCGCUAUCUUCUCCUCUUCUCCACUAUCUUCUCCUCUUCUCCGCUAUCUUCUCCUCUUCUCCACCGCACUCAUAUCCUGCUCCGUCAUCACAGCGCUGCUGCAACUGCUGACGGAGGGGCAGCAACCAAUGACAAUGGAGGUGGCGUGCAAGGUGUCGGCGCGCUAUUGGGGGAAGGGGCGGCAGGAGGACGCGACACUGCGGGUGCGGGGCGGCGAGGUGGUAACGGGGGUGUUUGACAAGGCGCAGUUCGCCCGCUAUGGCCUCGUGCACUGCUUCCAGGAGCUCUACGGCUGCCCUGCUGCCGGCAAGCUGCUCUCCUCCCUCAGCCGCCUCCUCACCACCUUCCUCCAGAUCCGCGGGUUCACCUGUGGGGUGGGCGAUUUGCUGCUGACAGCCCCUGCAGAGGCGGAGCGGGCAGCAAUCAUAUCGCGUGCGGACAGCAUUGGCGACCCUGUGUAUGCGCAGUUCGUGGGGCUCACCGGGAAGAAGGCCGAGACUGCGAACAAGGAGUGGGUGAGGCAGCACGUGGCCCUGCAGCUGCGCACGCGGAAAGACGCGGCAACAGCAGCGCUCGACAACCGGAUGACCUCCGCCCUCAGCAAGGUCACCACCGCUGCAACCUCCGCCGCACUGCCCGACGGGCAGCUGAAACCUUUCCCGGCCAAUUGCAUGUCGCUGAUGACGGUCACGGGCGCCAAGGGCAGCGGCGUGAAUUUCAACCAGAUUGCGGUGCUGCUGGGGCAGCAGGAGCUGGAGGGGAAGCGAGUGCCAAGGAUGGCGUCGGGGAAGACUCUGCCGUGCUUUGAGGCGUGGAGCAGCGAGGCCAGAGCGGGCGGGUUCAUUGCGGAUCGGUUUUUGACUGGGUUGCGCCCGCAGGAGUAUUACUUUCACUGCAUGGCAGGACGCGACGGGCUUGUGGACACAACAGUCAAGACCUCUCGCAGUGGGUACCUGCAGCGGUGCCUGGUGAAGAACCUCGAGGGGCUGCGUGUGCACUAUGACUACAGCGUGCGGGACAGCGAUGCGUCCAUUGUUCAGUUCCGAUACGGAGAAGAUGCCAUCGACACCAGCCGGACGUCAUUCCUCACCAACUUUGAGUUCAUCAAAGAGAAUGAGCUACAGGUGGCAUCAGCCCUCCGCUUGGACGAAGCCAAGGCUCUCGGCCUCGAGACAAUGCCUCCCCGCGCCACUGCUUCUGCUGAUUCAGCAGACCCAGCAGCAGCAGCAGCAGCAGCAGCAACAGAGGCAGCAGAGGUGAUGGAUGUGGAGUGUCCAGGAUCGAAGCUCGGUGUCGUUUCUCCCGCCUUUGAAGCUGCUUCCGAGAAGUUUCUGCAGUCGGCGGUUCUGGGGAAGGGCGCGAAGGGAACCGGGAAGAAGGGGAAGAAGAAGGAUGCAGAGCGGUUGAGAGAGGUGCUGGAGAUGAAGUACCUGGCGUCUACUGUGCAGCCAGGGGAGCCAGUGGGGGUGCUGGCGGCUCAGUCAGUCGGAGAGCCCUCCACACAGAUGACGCUGAACACGUUCCACUUUGCAGGGCGAGGAGAGGCGAACGUGACUCUGGGCAUUCCACGGUUGCGUGAGAUCCUCAUGACGGCCGCUCGCAACAUCUCCACGCCUGUCAUGGACUGCCCUCUGCUGCCCGGCCCAAUAUCAGCUUGUUUCCAUCCACCCCCCUCCACCCCCUUCCACCGCCUUCCACCCCAUUCCACCCCAUUCCACCCCCUUCCACCGCCCUUCACCUCCUUCCACCUCCUUCCACCUCCUUCCACCCCAUUCCAACCCCUUCCACCCUUUUCCACCCCCUUCCACCUCCCUCCCUCCAGUGAGGACGCCCAGCGCAUAGCCAACAAGCUCCGUCGGAUCACGAUGGCCGAGCUGAUCUCAGCCAUCCAUGUGUCGGAGCGCACGAAUCUGGUCCAGAUCAACGGUGGAGAUCGCAACUCAAGGCGCUACUUCAUCCGCCUGGCGUUCCACCCCACCAGCCGCUACCCUGCAGAUCUUGACCUUAAGUUCGAAGAAAUCAAGGCCGCGUUCAGUUACGAGUUUGCUCCCAGGGUCGGGAAAGCUCUGGAGAGGGCUUUGGAUCGGGCUGGAGGUGGGGGUGUGGUGGUGAUGGCUGAGGGCCGUGGGGAGAAAGAAGGGGGUGAGGGAGAGGGGGAGGAUGGGGAGGGGGAAGGGGAGGUGGAGGGGAAGAGGAAAGGAGGGAAGAAGGGAGGGAAGAAGGGCGGGAUGGUUGAUGGGGAAGCGGAGGAAGAGGAGGAAGAGGAGGAGGGAGGGGAGGAGGAUGGGAAGGAUGCUGAGAAGGAGCGCGGACAGGGGGAUGAUGAACAGGAAUAUGAGGAGGAAGAGGAGGAAGAAGAGGAGGAAGAGGAAGAGGAGGAAGAGGAGGAAGAAGAGGAAACGGCAGAGGGAGAGGAGGGGGUGGAGCAGGCAGAGGAGGAGGAUGGAGCUGCCGGUGCCGGGGUGACGUCAACCACCGUGCUCAUCCAUGAGAUUGUUGACAAGGUAGCAGCAGCAGUGGUGGUGCGAGCUACACCGGGAGGGCAGCGCUGUGCUGCCCUGGAUCCAGCCUCCCCCGGCCAGCCCCCCCGCAUCCAAAUUGUUGACAAGGUAGCAGCAGCAGUGGUGGUGCGAGCUACACCGGGAGUGCAGCGCUGUGCUGCUCUGGAACCAGUAUCCCCCGGCCAGCCCCCGCGCAUCCAAGUCGAGGGGCUCAACUUCCCCGGCCUCUGGAACCUCGCAGUAUCAACCAUGGGGAAGCAUGAUGAUGAGGGAGUGCUCGAUCUGAAUCGGCUCUCAACGAAUCACAUCGCGGCGGUUUUGUCGACGCUUGGCGUGGAGGCGGCGCGCGCGACGAUCGUGAAGGAGGUUCGGGGCGUGUUCGGGAUGUACGGGAUCGCGGUGGAUCCGAGGCAUUUGGGUCUGAUUGCGGAUUUUAUGACGUAUGAUGGCGGUUACCGCGCGUGUAACCGUAAUGGGAUUGACGCGAACCCGUCGCCGAUUCUAAAGAUGAGCUUUGAGACGGCGACCAAGUUUUUGAUUAAUGCGGCGUCCAAGGGGCAGACUGAUCGGAUGGAGUCUCCGUCUUCGAGGAUUGCGCUUGGGAGGGUGGUGGAUGUUGGGAGUGGGUGCUUUGAUCUGAUGCACAACCUGUGA